GUCAAAGUGGGAAGGUUGGAUCCACAUGCUCCUCCUGGCAAAGUGCUCACCAUCCAUGAAGAGAAACUUAAAUGGCAUAGGGACUUGUCUCAGGUGCCUCCAUUCUCCUUAUGCAAUGAGCAAUGCUAUCCUGGGUACAGCAGGAAAAAGAAAGAGGGGAAGAAAUUUUGUUGCUAUUUCUGUUCUCCUUGUCCAGAAGAUAUGAUCUCAAACCAGGAAGAUAUGGAUUACUGUAUCAGAUGCCCAGAAGAUCACUUUCCAAAUAAUCGAAGAGAUCACUGCAUUCCCAAGAUUCAAAGUUUCCUGUCUUUUGAAGAUCCCUUGGGCAUUACCUUAGCUUCCUUAUCUCUUCUCUUUUCCGUGAUCACUGCUCUGGUGCUUCGCAUCUUCAUUAAGCAACGGGACACUCCCAUCGUCAAAGCUAACAAUCGAAGCCUCACCUAUGUUCUCCUCACUUCUCUUCUCCUUUGCUUCCUCUGUUCUUUGCUAUUCAUUGGACAGCCCAACAAGUUUACCUGCUUCCUCCAACAAACAGCUUUUGGCAUCAUCUUCUCUGUUGCUGUUUCUUCAGUUCUGGCAAAGACUAUUACAGUGGUUGUGGCUUUCAUAGCCUCUAAGCCAGGAAACAUUUUUCAUAAAUGGGUGGGGAAAAGAUUGGCAUAUUCUAUUGUCAUGUUCUGCUCCCUUGUUCAAUUUAUUAUUUGUUCUGUUUGGCUGAGCUUUUCUCCUCCAUUCCCAGGUUUGGAUAUGCAUUCACUGUCUGGAGAAAUCAUAGUCGAAUGUAAUGAAGGCUCAGUAACCAUGUUGUAUUGUGUGUUGGGCUAUAUGGGGCUUCUGGCCAUUAUCAGCUUCACUGUGGCCUUCCUAGCCAGAAAGUUACCGGACAGUUUCAACGAAGCCAAGUUCAUCACCUUCAGCAUGUUGGUUUUCUGUAGUGUUUGGCUGUCCUUUGUUCCAACUUAUUUGAGUACCAAGGGCAAAUACAUGGUGGCUGUGGAAAUCUUCUCCAUCUUGUCAUCCAGUGCAGGGUUACUGGGUUGUAUAUUUUCCCCAAAAUGCUACAUUAUUGUGUUCAGGCCUGAUUUGAACAAAAGGGAACAGCUCAUAAGGAAAAAACUCAGCUCUAUCUCUCAU
Molecule: messenger RNA, 1134 nt
Organism: Rhineura floridana
Lineage: Eukaryota; Metazoa; Chordata; Lepidosauria; Squamata; Rhineuridae
Product: vomeronasal type-2 receptor 26-like
Exons: 4
Biological process (GO): G protein-coupled receptor signaling pathway
Cellular component (GO): membrane
Molecular function (GO): G protein-coupled receptor activity
Source: RefSeq, a predicted model, not a curated record